This is a messenger RNA of Drosophila ananassae, 4343 nucleotides long. RefSeq lists its product as uncharacterized. Gene Ontology annotation, cellular component: nucleus. NCBI's taxonomy places the organism in Eukaryota, Metazoa, Arthropoda, Insecta, Diptera, Drosophilidae. Gene Ontology annotation, molecular function: RNA polymerase II cis-regulatory region sequence-specific DNA binding; DNA-binding transcription factor activity; zinc ion binding. The transcript has 13 exons. Bases 211 to 4131 code for a protein of 1306 amino acids. Gene Ontology annotation, biological process: regulation of transcription by RNA polymerase II. The record is from RefSeq and is a predicted model, not a curated record.
CCCAUGCGGUCACAUUUUUUUCCACACAUACACACGCAUACAGUGCAGGUAACGCGCUAUUAGUUUGAGGCUUUAUGCGAAAGUGGAGAAAAACAACCCAAUCCCAAACGGAAUAGUGCCCCCAUUGGCCGCCGCAAAUCACAAAACGCUUCAUACCGAUCCCAAGCAGGCGGACGCCAUCAAAUGAAACGCGGCCAACUUAUGUGAGAGAUGGCGUUGAACAAAAGGUUGAGCUCCCAAGCGGACGGAGCGGACUUCAAGUUUGCGUGUCGCUGCUGUCUGAAGAUGAAUACCGAGUUCCUCAAGCUGGACUCUGUGACGGUGGCUCGCAGUCUAGAUCCGGCGGAGGCAAAGGACAAGAUUCCGCUACUGCGUUGUCUGCUGUACUGUACACGCGGUGAAAACCCGGCCGAGCUUCCUCAGUACAUCUGCAUCGAAUGCAGCCAGAGCCUUCAGGUAGCCUACUACUUCCUCCAGAACGCAGUUCGGGCGCACGACAUCCUGUGUCGCAAAUUGUGUCCGAAUAAGGUUAUCAAGACUCGCGUCAACGGUUCCCUAGGCCAGGAGCUGGAACAACAUUUGGAGAGCGAUACUGAAAGGACGAAGCCCCUAAAAACAAUGCGCCACGAGUGCCAGGUGUGUGGAGUCAUCGUUUACAAUCGCUUGGAGCUAAAGCAGCACAUCCGCCUUCAUGCAGAUGGACUUGCUUAUCACUGCAAAAUGUGCAGCUAUACCACACUGAAGCAGCGUCUGUUGCACGAUCACUAUCGUUCGACCCACAACCAAACCCCUGCCCAGGCAGAGGAGCUCUCUAAGGUGAAGCUGGAGCCCAUAAAAAAGGAGGAUGAGGUGAAGGUGUGCACCAUGGAGGAUAUGGAGCUGCUGAUACCCACAGUACUGACGCCGGAGGACUAUUCAGCGGUACCGAUCGACGCUGACCAACUGCGGGAUAUUGAACAGCAGCUGGCGGCCACAAUGGGCGAGGCAGCGCCGGGGGUGGACACUCUUACCUCGACAUUACCGCCCAUGGAUACCCAAAACGUGAGCAUCGGCACCGAGUAUCUUGUCUUGCCAGAUGGAUCUCUACAGCAGGUCAACGGAGGCGGCGUGGUCAUUGAGUAUAUAGAUGAUAGCAAGCCUGCAAAUUCAAAUCCCCAUCCCCCCUCCAUCAACAUAAACCUGCAGAAUCUUCUGGGGGGCGACGAGAACGAGGGGAUGGACAUCGAUGUCAAUGAGCUGAUUGUGGAGGAUGUGCUCCCGCAAAUAAAAGUAACGCAGAAGCCAGCGCCGCUUGGAUCUCCAGUGCACAAGCACAAAUGCAAAUUGUGCCCCAAAACAUUCGCCACUUUGGCACGUCUAAAGUCUCACCAGUUGACGCACAGCCAUUUGCCCAAGUUUUUCUGCGAUCAGUGCGAAUACUACUCACUGCGCAGUGCCGAUCUCAUCCAGCACUAUCAGAGCCAGCACCACCGGCCGGAGGGAGUUGCGGAGAAACCGGAUGGUAUAAAGCAGGAGGUGCGCACAUACUCAUGCGACAUGUGCCUCUUUGAGACUCGUACUGUCAACGAACUUCGCGUCCACUAUGCACAAAGUCAUACGGUCCAGCCGACGGAUGUGGAGCUGCGUCCCAGCUGGACGGCAGAUAGCAGUCAGAAUGCCAAAACCGAUGAUCCAUCUAUGGAGGAGAAGCCGCCGACUCUUCCGCCAUUGACAAGCUCUUCCGAAAACCACGUACCCAUCAAAUGUCCUCCUGCAGUUGCAGACACACAGGGGCAAUUUCAGCAGCUGCCGGUGGAAGCAACGACAUCCGUUGCCCAAACCGAGGUCAUCAAUGCGGUGGUAGAUGCCACGCCGCAUUUUUUUGCGGCCACUUCCAAUUCCAUUGACGCAGUACAUGCGCCACCAGUGACAGAAGUUGCCGGAACCACUGGCGGCUCAUUCGAAAUCUUUCCAGAAAUCUCCCAGGGCGAUUUGACGGCCCAGGAAUCCGUUCCACAGGCGCCGGCCAAUACUUCCAAUCAAAAUAUUUCCAUGUUCGGCGACAUGCAGGAUUUUAUUGACAACACCGACGUGGCUGCCAUAUGCACCAUUCCAGCUGAUGACAUGCCCGUGGUAGAUGGCGACGACAUCGUUAUUGAUAACAACAAUAUCAGCCUGGACUUUGAUGCCGAAAACCUGUUCGAGGACUUUGACGAAGACGAGGAGGUGGCGGCCGAGGAGGAGGACGAUGAGGGCGAAAACGAGGAUGAGAAUGAGAACAAUGAUGCAGCCACUGACCAAAACCUGCUGCUAACCAGUGACGAUGACGACGUGGACGAUUUCGAUGAUGAGCAGUCGAAGCAUCUUCAGAAGCCCUACUGCAUUUAUUGCAACAAAAAGUUCACCAGUCAGUACAAGUUUGAGAAUCACAUGUUUGUGCAUCGGGGUCUGGCCCCCUAUCGCUGCGAAUUGUGUACCAAUCUGUACAACAUGAAGCGACUUCUGAUCAGGCACUACAAAACUGUGCACAAGCGCAUGCCCACAAGGGAUAUGGUCCAAGCCAAAGGUGAUAAGGUUACGAUGGCACGCACUAGCCUUGAAAAGAUCGAAACGAACCUGAACAAGAAUCCUAUGCUCAUGUGUGCAAAGUGUCCGUUCGAGUGUGAGCCGGAUGGAGAGAUGCGAAAGCACUUGAAUGCCCACCACGGCAUCAACGAUGGGGUAUCAGUGCAUGCAAACGAAGUGUUUAUUAUACGCAAGCUGCCCUUUGAGUGCCCGCGAUGCAUUCGCUCGUUUGCGGCCAAGAGCACCUUAGUUCGGCAUCUGCAGCGAAGCCAUUUGGUGGAGACGAUCAUCGAGAUGCCAUCAGCCCAUGCAACAGCCAGUUCGGCGGCCACAACUACAACAACGACGGCCACGGCGACCACAUCCGGGCCGGCCAGCAGCACUCAGGAUGAGGAUAAGCCAGACCUCAAGAUGACAGUAUCGUCGACUGCUGCUGAAAGUGGCGGAGGCGAUGGCAAUGGGGAAUGCGAGGGAACAGGCAGAGAUGAUGGAGACGUAGCAGGAGAAGGAGCAUCAAUGAAAGCGGAAUUAACACAACCCAAAGAGGAAAUCGACGUCGUUUCACUGGAGACCUCAGCUCUCCCAUCAGCAGGCAUAUCAACAGCAUCGUCAGCUCAUCCUGGAACCAUUGUAACAACAUCAACUUCAACCAUCACAACUGUAGCCUCAUCCACAUCGUCAACAUUCUCGACAAUGAUCCCCACGCCCACGCCAUUCGAUUUAGACUGUGACCUGAUAUCCGAUGUCCCAGCCGAGCAAUCCUCCUCCACGCCCAAUACCCACUCCAAUCCCAGCACCCUCCUAAAUGGCACGGACAAGUUUCUGUCCACUUCGCCACAUGAAGAGAAGUAUACACCUUCCAAUUCCCGACUGCCGCGAACCCCAUCCUACAAGUGUAAGUUAUGCAGCGAGACAUUCGACGAACUGGGAAAGCUGGUGAAGCACGAGAUGGUGCACUCGAGCACGGAAUCUAAUCGGUAUGGAUAUCAGCAUAAGUGCGCCAUUUGCAGCACCAGCUACCGAAACUUAACCUUGCUGAAGUUCCACAUGAAACGGCACACGAAUCGCAAGAUUCAGUGCAAGCUCUGCCCAAAGUCUUUCGCGACCAACCAGGAACUGGAUCGGCACUCGAAGGCCAAGCAUAUGAGGCAGAAGACCUUCCGCUGCACAUUGAACAACUGCAACAAGACGUUCGCGUACAAGCACCACAUGGUGCGGCAUCAGAAUGCGACGCACUUACAGACGCGGCACGUGUGCCACAUAUGCGACAAGGAGAUGAUGACUAGCCUACAUUUGCGUAACCACAUGUCGGUGCACAAGAGUGGAACGUUGUACAAAUGUCCGCAUUGUGAUCGAACAUAUUUGCGUCGGGGACGGAUUUGUUCACAUAUUCUGAAAGUUCACAAAAUACAUGUAACCGAUGAGGAACUAGCCGUAAUCUUCCGCGGUAACGUAAACUCCAACAACUCUCACGAUUUAAAGUCGAUGAGCUGCCAGGGACAGCUAGUGCGACGCAAGGAUUUGGAAAUCAAAACUGAAGUGAAAGAUGAACCGGGUCUUCAAACAUCUACAGAGGAUAUAUCAUAAUAGUUGAGACUCAUACUCCUGCUAGUAAUGGCACACACAUCGCACAUUGUACAAAGUUAAAUAUAUAGCCUAAGUUCCCCUCCUCACAAAGCCGCGCAUAUAAUGUCAUGAAAUUAUCCCAACUAAGUGCUAGACUAAGAAUACCUUACCAUACCUUAAACUAGAUCGGCCAUUGCGCCCAAAUAUAUAGACAACAACGUCGAAAAAAUCAA